Molecule: messenger RNA, 1153 nt
Organism: Canariomyces notabilis
Lineage: Eukaryota; Fungi; Ascomycota; Sordariomycetes; Sordariales; Chaetomiaceae
Exons: 3
Coding region: 215-949 (244 amino acids)
Source: RefSeq, a predicted model, not a curated record
UAAAUCAUGUCAAUCAAUAAUAGCAAUAGUGGUGCGUUGCAGUCGCUUUUUAGGCUCUAUUGACUUACCGGGCGCUAGAGAUCUGCUGGAGUCUCCCGCCUCUUUCUGUUCUAUCAUUUCUCGCCAAAUCUAAAAGGAGUGGCCCCAUUCAGAUACUCCUGUUUCUUUCUCCCAACAGACGACGUCACGGUGUUUUUGGGACAUUGCUCUCGCAAUGCGGUUCCAACGACGCUCGGUUGAACUGCUCUUGAUGGGACUGGGCGAGCUCGCAAAACUCGUUCAAGCCGGCCAUCCCUCUCCCCCAUCAGGUUUGCUUCGGAGCCCCCGACAGCCAACACCCAACCCAUUCGACUGGCUGGACUUGGACGCAAGUGGCAUCUCAUCGACACCAGGCACUGCACAAUGUGCUGUGGUCAUGUCAUGGGACAGUUUGGCAUUCCCUAAUGCACGUAUCGCCUCGGCUGGAGGUCAGAUCGAGUGUCGGCAGCGGCUGGUCUUUCAGGGCCUGCCUACUAGCUCGUACUUUACUAUCUAUGCUGUGAAAGUCUCGGGGGUGUUGAAUCUCGAAGCGGGGGCUUUCGUUGAUAACGUCGAGGUUGGGGUUGAGUACUUGCCACCACCCACCUCGCCUUCGUCAAAGUCCACAACCGACUCGGCAAGCAACACGACCCUCCCCUACGGCAGAAGCGGCCAGGCAUACCGGGGCGUCUUCAACCUGACCAUGAACCUAUGGCCGAUUACUACGGGGCCACAGACUCCCCGUGGUAGGUCAAGCUGUGUGGCACGGCCUGAGCUGGCGCUCACACUGCGCGUGUCGGUAUCCCGUAAGCAGCGGCGGGGCUUGGAUGCUGAAGGUAUUGCUGCCUUGAGUCGUCGCCUUGAGAUGGCGGCGCCGGCGGUUGAGCAGUUGCAGGUGGGAGUUUAUCCUGGUUGGGGAAGGUGUCCGUGAUGCUACGUACUGCUAGGGGGCGAAGGUUGCGUUGGUUGGAGACUUGAUGGGCUGGGUUCGAAGCGGUCUGGGCGAGCCUGAGGGGCUCGGGAGUGAGGUUGAAGGCUCCCAGCCGGCGCAAAAUGGGACAGAGCCUGAAAGUAAACUCGAAGCAAAAAGGCCAAGUCACCGGCAUAGUUUUCAAACUAAGCAGCCUGGCGGUCA